Colletes gigas is the source of this 525-nucleotide messenger RNA. It is a transcript of the gene Rfk, whose product is annotated as riboflavin kinase. Gene Ontology annotation, biological process: riboflavin biosynthetic process; FMN biosynthetic process. Lineage: Eukaryota; Metazoa; Arthropoda; Insecta; Hymenoptera; Colletidae. Gene Ontology annotation, molecular function: riboflavin kinase activity. The coding region runs from base 45 to 488 and encodes 147 amino acids. Gene Ontology annotation, cellular component: mitochondrion. The transcript is spliced from 4 exons. The record is from RefSeq and is a predicted model, not a curated record.
CUUAUAUCGUAGUUACAAGUCUGACGUGACACUAAGGAUACAUUAUGUCUGUCAAAAAUUUACCGUAUUAUGUUUCUGGAUUAGUGGUUAAAGGUUUUGGCAGAGGUUCCAAAGAUUUAGGCGUACCAACAGCAAAUCUUGAAGAUAAGGUAAUUGAUGCUUUACCUAGUGAUUUUAAUACUGGAGUCUAUUAUGGAUGGGCUUCUAUAGAUAGAAAAAUUUAUAAGAUGGUUGCAAGUAUUGGCUGGAAUCCAUUUUACAAAAAUAAAAAAAAAACAGUGGAAGUGCAUUUACUUCACAAAUUUGAAAACGAUUUUUACGGAAAACAAAUCAAAGCAAUUUUCUUGGAUUAUAUACGACCAGAAAAAAAUUUUACUUCUAUAGAGGAAUUAAUUAAAGCUAUUAAUAAUGACAUUGCAACUGCUGAUCAGCUAUUAGAACAACCAAAUAUGAAUGCAUACAAAGAUAAUAAAUUCCUGGUAGAGUAGUAUAAUUAUAUAGCAUUUAAUAUUAAAUUGUGUACAA